Fraxinus pennsylvanica is the source of this 1005-nucleotide messenger RNA. The record is from the annotation of a GenBank genome assembly. Lineage: Eukaryota; Viridiplantae; Streptophyta; Magnoliopsida; Lamiales; Oleaceae.
AUGAACUUGGUUUUGCAUACUGCUGCCUUUACUUUCUUGUGGCUGCAGCUUCCACUAUUGCUUGCUGACAAUAGUAACACCGCCACGGCCACCACCACGGCAAAACCUGGCUGCCAAAACACGUGUGGGAAUCUAACUGUUCCAUACCCUUUUGGUAUUAGCGUAAAUGGUAAUUGUUCCCUCAGUCCGUCGUUCGAUAUCAACUGCAACACAUCUUCGGACCCUCCCAAGGCCUUUCUUGGCACAACUGAUCUCGAGGUCACUGCUAUAUUUGACCAGAAAAUAUGGGUCAAGAAUUCCAUGGCAUCAGUGUGCUAUGAUAAAGAUGGAAAUACAACUAUGUAUAACUCGGUGACUAUCAGUUUAAUGAACACUUCUUUUAGCCUGUCUAUUGAAAACGAGCUCACAGUCAUUGGAUGUGAUGACUAUACGUUGUUAGAAGAUAUGGAAGAUUCCAUAAGUGCUUGCGUGGGUAUAUGUUCGAAAUUCCAGGAUUUGAGUGAUGGAGUUUGCUCUGGAAUUGGCUGUUGCCAGGCCUCCAUAACAAAGGGUUUACAGUAUUUCUAUGCUUCCCUGUUAAGCUUGAAUGAUCAUCUUAAUGGGGUUACAACUGCAAGUGCUCUACAGGAUCUGCAGGCAAUCCUUAUCUCAGUCCAGGCUGCAAAGGUUAGUUAUAAGGACUUUUCCCUAUUCGAUAAAAAUAUGUAUACCAUCAUUGUUUGGCCUGGCCAUUAUCGGGCUAAUUUGAUGAAAAUUCCUUUGCUAGAUGUUGAUGAAUGUGAGGAUGAUCCAUGUGAUGAAUAUGCCACCUGCAAUAAUCUUCCAGGUACUUACAGUUGUGAGUGUCGGGAAGGAUUUCUCGGUGAUGGCAGAAAAGAUGGUCUUGGUUGCAUUCUCGUGAAUUCAACGUACUCCUCUAGUUUUAUGCAUAGCCUUGGUAUUACCGUUCCUAUUGGGGGUUACCUUCGUGUUGUACAAAGUACUGAAGAAAAGGAAAAGAAAUAA